AUGGAUAAGAAUUAUGAAUUUCAAUACUACCAGAAUUUAAUGAAAAAGGAGUUAAAAGAUUAUGAAGCACACUCAGAUGUUUCUUGUAAAAUUGGAUAUAGUGAUUCUGAAUCAGAAGGGGUUGCGUCAAUAAAAGAAAUGCCAUAUUAUGCAUAUAAAAAAAAUGUAAUAAAUAAUAAGAAAGAAAAAUUAGAAAAGCCGAUAUGGAAAAGUUUUUAUGAUAUAGAAGAAACAGCAAAAGAUUCAUAUUCUGAUUAUGAAUAUUCAAAAAAUAAAAAAGUUGAAAGUGAAAUUGAGUCACCUAGGUUUGGGAAUACAUCCGAAGAUGAUUAUAAAAAUAGUGAAAGGGUGAAUAAUGAGAGCUAUAAACAAAAUGAAAAUAAUGAAUGGGAAAAUAAUUAUAUAGAUGCAAUAAAUGAUUCUGCAAAAAUUUAUCCAUUUGAUAAAAUAAAUAAUAAUGUAAAAAAUUCAUUAAUAAAUAAUAGAAAUGAUAAUAGUUCAAAUGAAGACUUUAUAUAUAUGUCUAAUAAUCUUAAUUAUAAUUUUAAAGAAGAAUUAGAAAAAAAUAUGUUUAAUAAUUUAAAUAUGUUUAAGAAUUUAAAAAAAAAUAAUUUUGAUGAUGCUACUAAACAUUUUAUGAAACCUAAAACAUUUAAAGACAUAAAUGGGUUAUAUUAUGAUACAAAUGAAAAAGCAAUCGAUAUUGAUUUGCUAAAAAUGGAACACGAAAAAUUAACAAGAAUGAGUAGUUUGACAAAUCUGAAUCGUAUAGAAUGCGAUUAUCUUGCACAUAACAAUUUUCCAAACACAUCCAAUGAUAAUGAAUAUAAAAAAAGUAAAAUAAAUAAAAGUGGUAAUAAUAAUUAUACUAAAUUGAGAAAAAAUAUAUUAGACAAAAAUAUUCGUAGUGAUGAAAUAAAUAACACACCAUUGUCUUCUGAUGAUAUAAAUUCAUAUAUUUAUAAUCGAAAUGUAAAAGAUUAUAAUAUAGACCUUAAAAAUAAGGAAAUUGAAAAUAUUAGAAAAAUUGGAAAUAAAUCCAAAGGGAAAAAUACAAUAUUGAAGAAGAUAGGAGUGUAUUGGGAAAAUAAGAAGGAAAUGCAAAAUGAGGAAAGUUAUGAAGAUGAAGAAGAUGAAGAAGACGACGAAGAUGAAGAAGAUGAAGAAGACGACGAAGAUGAAGAAGAUGAAGAAGACGACGAAGAUGAAGAAGAUGAAGAAGACGACGAAGAUGAAGAAGAGGAAGAAGAAGAAGAAGUGGAAGAAGAUGAAAGCAAAAAAAAACAUACAUAUAAAAGUGGAAAAAAAAGAAAUGAUAGUGAUAGGUUUUUAAAAUUAAAAAAAAAAGAUAAUAUGCCAAAUGAUGUAGUUAAUAAUAAAAAUAAUACAAAAAAUAAAUCAAGAGAUGAUAAUAAUGCAAAAAAAAGACAGAAUAUUAAAAAAAAUAUAAAGUCUUUUGCAGGUACACCUAAAGGUGUAUCUAAAGAAAUUGUUAAAAAUAUUAUUAAGAGCAUUGUUGAAAAUUAUGAUAAUAAUUACAGUGAAGAUUUUAAUUCUAACAAACUGACUAUAAACGUUGAAAAUGAGGAUAGUGAAAAUAAUCAAAAAAUGAAUAAAAGUAUAUUAGAACCACAAAAUAUAUCAGAAAAUGAAGAUUUGAUAAACGAACAUAUUGCCAAAAAAAUAAAUUUUGAAUGGUGGAAAUCCACUGAGAAAAUUGAUAAUAAAGAAAUAGAUGGGAUUAAAAAACAGAAGGGCACCUCUGAUAAAAUUAAUAACAAAGACAAUUUAAUAGAAAAAGAAAACUCAAAUAAGGAGAAAAUUGGUAAUAGAUAUGAAAUACCAAAGAAUAUUUCUUAUUAUGUGAAUAUGAAUCGAAAAAAAAAUGCUGAAAAAGUUAUAGGUAAUAAUAAUAAUUUUGGAAAAAAUAACAAUUCCGAAGAUGAUAAUGAUGAAUGCGGUUCUAAUGAAAAAAUUGAUUCAUGUGAAAACGACAAUAACGUUGAUGAUUCUAAGGCAGAGGAAAAUUUUAAAUCACAAAAUAUAAUGAAACAACUCAAUAUAGAAUAUAAUAAUAAUAAUAGUUCUUCAUUAAGUAACACAAAUAAAGAGUCAAUUCGUAAUGCUUUAUACUGUGAACGCGAACAAAUAUCAAAUUAUGAUAAUAAUAAAAAUAAACUUCUAGAAAAUGAAAAGAGUUUUGAAAAUGAUAAAUACUCUGGUAAUACUAUUAAUGAUUUAUACUUUUUCUAUGAUAAAAUAAAUGAGCAUUUUGAAAAAGAAAAUGAUGAUGACCUGAAUAAUAAGAAUAAGUCAAAUUUAAUUUCAAAUGAUUCUGAUGAUAUAAAAAAAAAAAACUUAAUUGAAUAUGCACAGAAAAAUGUGAAAGAACAAAGCAUUAUCGAUAGAAUUCAUAAGAAUUUUAAUGAUUAUGAUAAAAAUGAUAGAAAAAAUGAAAAAAUUGAUAUAUUUUUAAAAUAUUUAAAAUGUGUAGAUAAAAAUUUAUUAGAAUCUGUUUUUGCAUUUUUUGUGGAGAAAGAAAGUAAUAUUGAAAUAAAAAAACAUUUAGAAACGAUUUUAUUAGAAAAACGAAAUAAAGUAAAUCAAUUAACCGAAACAACAAAUAUAUUAAUGAAUAACCAAAAUACCCAAACAGUUAAUAAAGAUUUAAAACAUGAAGGAAUACAAACUAAUAAUAUAAAAAAAGAAGACAAUUCAAUACAAACUGGUAUUAAGGAUAUAAACAAUCAAAUAUAUGUUAGAGAAAAUAUGGUUAACAAAAAAACCAGUAUUGAUUCAAUUUUUUUUAGAAAUUUAACUAAAGAUUCGGGACUUCUAGAAGAAGCAAAUGCAGCAUCUAAAAGUAAAAAAUAUGAAUAUGGUGAAAAUAAAAAUAUCAACAUAAGUGCCAACUUAAAUAAAGAUGAAUAUGAAGAAUUGAAAAAUAUAAUUGAUUUAAAAGCAAAUAUUCUGGAAAAAAUAAAAAGUUGUUAUAAUAAUAUGGAUACUGAAAACAACUAUGAAGAAGCUAUAUUAAUGAUAAAUGAUAAAGGGGAGCAUCAAAAAAAUAUCAAUAUUAUUGAAAGGAACUAUAGGGAUGAUAAUAAUUCACACCAAGUUAAUAAAACAAAGAAAAAUAACAAGGAUAUUAGCAAUAAUUUGUAUAAUAGUAAAAGUAUUGGAGAUAAUUAUGUUCAAAACAAAAGUGUAAUAACAACAGAAACAUUUGAAACAAUUAAAUCAUUUGAAGAUAAAAUAAAAAUAUUAAAAUUACAGAAUGAAAGAUUAAAAAAAAAAAUAGAAAAAUUGUAUGAUGAAAAGGAGAAAAUAAAAAAUGAUUAUAAAAAAAUGGAAAAAAUAAAAAAAAAUCAAGAUAAUUUAUUUGAAGCUACUGAUAAACAUAUUGAAAAACUUCAUUGCGAAUUAGAAAAUAUGUCUAAACAAAAUGAACUUAUAAAAAUAAAUUUGAAAGAUAAGGAUAUGAAAAUAAUAGAAUUGGAAUCUCAAAUAUGCAAUAAUAAUAUGUAUAGUAAUGAAUGUUUAAACCACACAAAUUUAGAUGUAAAAAAUCGUGAAAGCAAUACUAAGGAACAUGCAAAUAACAACGAUGCACAUUCUUUGAAUGAUUCAAUAACAGACAAAAAACAAAUUAAAAAACAAAUUGUCCUAUUGCAAGAUCAGUUAUUUAUGUUAAAAAAUGAAAUUAAACAAAUGGAGUUUUUGAAGUCUAAAAAUAUGGAAUUAAACAAAUUAUUAAAUAUGAAAAAAUGUAAUAUAAAUGAAAAUGAAAGAAACAUUGACAAAUUAGAAAAAAGUAUCGAUAAACUUAAGGAAAAAAAUUUUAAUUUGACUGAACAAAUUUGUGAUUUAAAAGAAAAAAUUAUAAUGCUUGAAAAAGCUGCACAAUUAAGAAAUGACGAAAGCAGCAACACAACUGCCAGUAGUAUUGAUAGUGGUACUACUAUUAAUAAUGAAAUAAAAAUAAUGAAAGAAGAAAUCGAAGCAUUAUAUAAAGAUAAAAUAAAAUUAUUAAAAUCUAAUUUAGAAGAAAAAACAAACAAAAUAAAUAUAUUAAAUACAUUAUUAAAAACUUCCAAUGAACAAUCAAUUGAACUUAAUAAGAAAAUAAAAUGUCUAUUAAAAGAAAAUAAAAAUUUACAAAAAAAUUAUGAAAAAUCCAUUAAUGAUUUAAAAAAAAUUAAUAUAAAAUAUGAAGAUAUAUUGAAAGAAAAUUCCAUUAAACCAGAUAGUAUAAUUACAACUUUCGAUUUAAAUAAUGAAAAAAUUGAACACAACACAGUUAAGCAAACCGACGAAUUUGCUCAGAUAGAUGAUUCAUAUGAUAUGAACAAAUUCAAAAAAGUUUAUGAUAUUCCUAAUCAUAAAGAUAAUAGAGAAAAUUGUUAUGAUCAAAUAAAAACAGAAAUUGAUAAAAAUCUGUAUGAAAAAAAAUGUACCCCUAAUUUAAAAGAAACACAAACAGAUGAUACAAAUUUAGUAUUAAUUAGUGUAGAUAAAAAAGAAAUGGCAGAAAUAAAGAAAAACGAUUAUAAUAUUCUAGAAGAUAAUAAUUCAAAAAUAAAUGGAAAAAAUACCAUGUUCAAUAACAGGAAAGAAAAUAUAUAUACGAAUUUAUUGAAGAAUGAAAACAAAUAUGUUAAUGUAAACAAUAUAUUUGAAAUUGAUAGUAUAAGGGAAAAUUUGCAAAAUAUGUUCAGCAACACUAAUGAAAAUGAGCCUUUUAAUAAUUAUGGAAUAAAUAAUAAUGUACAUAGAUAUACAAACAUGAACAAAAUAAAUGGAUAUUCAGAUUCACACCUUUCAAAUAAUAUAGAAAGUGAGCAUGUAUCUAUUCAAAAUACAGAAUCAUUACAGAAUAUAAACAAAUAUGUGAACAAAAUAUAUGCACCAAUAGAAGAUGUAUAUAAUAGAAAUAAUUUACAAUUCAUAAGUUUACAUAAAAACGAUGAAAACAAUCGUUACACAAUUUCAGAAAAUGGUACUAUAAGUCAAAAUAGUGUAGAAAAAAACGAUAAUUCUAAUAAAUAUUAUAUAAGUAAUAAAGAAAAUAUUAUUGAAAAUAAUCAAGAAAAUUCAAUAAAAAAUAGUGAUAAUGUGAAUAUAAAAACAUACGAAUGCUUAAAUAAGAUUAACGAAUUCGAAAGUGCAAAUAAUGAGUCAACACUGAAUAAUACUGAAACUGAAAAUAAUUCAACUAACGAUUUUAAAAACAUAAUUUAUGAAGACAAUCAUAUUGCAUAUAAUAAUAAAAUAAUUGAAAAUUAUAAUGAUCAAGAUUUGAAAAAUUAUUAUUUAAAUUCGCAAAAAACGAAUAAUAUGAAUGAGUAUAAACCAAAUGAUAAUAUGGCUAAUGAAAAAAAGAAAAAAGGAGAAGCAUGGAUAAUUGACAUAAAAAACAAUGAAGUUUUUCCAUAUACUAAAAUAGAAAAAUGUGUUUUAUAUGAUGAAAAAGAAUCUGGAACUAAAAAAAACAAUAAUAAAAAGAAGGGUUGUCAAAAAAAAUAUUCAAAGAAUAGCACAGUAAAUGAUAUGCGAAAUAGAACAUAUAACAUUGUUAAACGCCCUAAUGAAAGCAUUAAAAUGAAUAAAACUGCAUUUGCAAACAAAAAGAAAAAUGCAAACUUAUAUAUGCAUAAGACAAAUGGAAAGAAAUUAGAUUCACUUGUAAAUGAUAUUUCAAAAUUAGUUAAAAAUAAAAUAAAAGAGGAAUUAAAGGGUAAAAAUGUAUCUAAAGAUAUAACCAAUUUUGAAAUAACAAAAAUAAAAAAAAAAAAUCCAAUAUCAAAAAGUGCUUUAAAUAAUAUAAGACAGGAUACUGCUAUAAUUUCGAGUGAUACAUUCUCAUUAUCUUCGGAAGUAUUAAAUAGCACAUUUGAGAAAGUAGAUGAAAAUAAUAAGGAUAAUAUUGUUGAUAAAAAAGGAUGUAAUAGUGAUAAAAAUUGUAACGAUCAAAUCAAUAAUGGAACUUUUGAAAAUUCUUUUAAUCACAAAACUGCUUAUAGUGUUAAUUUUACAACAGAUGAAAAUAAACAAAAUGCAUAUGUAUCUAACAAUGAUAUAAUCGAUACUAAUCUUCAAAAAAAUUACAUGAAUGAUUUUAUUAUGGAUAAUAAAAAUAAUUAUUCCUUAUAUAACCCUAGUUAUGUAAACAAUGAUAUAUUAUUGAAUAAUCUCACAUUAAAUCAGAAAUAUAUGAAUGAGCCAGAAUAUUUUAAUAAAAAUUUAAUGGAUAUACAACAACUAUUACCUGAUAUGCUAUUUAAUGACGUCAAUGAUUUAUAUUAUAAUAUGAAUUUAAAUAAAAAUGGACUAGAUAGUUCGAAAAUGUGCAAAAUUGAUAUUUCUGCAAAUAAUAAUAUAAAUUAUGAUAAUUUAAAUUAUCAAAAUUGGCCAAAAAUAAACUUGUUAAAUCAAAAUAAUUUUAAUUCAAACACUGAAAUUAUAAAUGAAUAUAUAAAAAAUACAAAUCCAAUGGUUAAUGGAUUCAUGCAAAAUAAUAUGAACGCAUUUAACGGCAUAUCAAAUGGUAAUCGGCAUAGUGACAAUUAUAUUUUAGACAAUAACAUAAAUGAUCCUGAAAAGGAUAGCACUAAUUAUAGUAUAAAUAUUAUGAACAAUUAUAAUGAUAUUAUUAAAAAUAUAAAUGGAUGUCCAUUGCCUGGUACACUUGAUAAUAGCAUCAUUAACCCGUUAUUAUCGUGCAAUAAUAAUAGUGAAAAUAUCAAAAUGAGUUUUGAAAAUGGCAAAUUUAAUUCAUAUAUUCCCAGUUUUAACGCACUAAAUCUAGAAAAUAACACUACCCUUUAUUUACAAAAUAAUAAUAAAUGUUUAAAUCAUGAUACUACAAAUACUAGUGAAGUAAAUAAAAAUAUCCAAGCUGAAUUAGUAAAUAAAAUAAAUAAUUCGCAUGUCUCAGACAAAGCUUUAAAUAACCAGGUUGAAAAUGCAAAUAAUAAAGAUGUAAGAGAUAGUGCAGCAGAAAAAAAUGUUUACAAUAGUCAUACAAAUAAAUUCCAUAACCCAAAAAAUAAUAAAGUAGUAAGCACAAAAAAUUGUCAUGAUAAAAAAAAUAACUUAAUCAAAAAAAGCACUAAUAGAUCAAAAUCUGUUGAUAUUAAAAAAAAUGAUAAGAAAGGGAAUUUACUUAACGAAAAUAAUUCUAAGCGACCAAAAAUUAAAACACAAAUAUUUAAUUAUACAGAAAACAAAAAUGGAUUAAGAGACAUGUCAUCUUAUGCUAAGAAAGUUUUAGAGGAUAUGAAAUCUCUCAUACCAUCAAAUAUUAGCAGUUUAAAUACCACCGGGAAAAACAACAAAAUUGAGAAAAAUUGUUUAAGCUCGGAAAUAAAUAAUAUUAUCACUGCCAAUGAAAGUCCAAAUUUUUGCAAAGAAAAUAAUGAUAUUGAAUUAAACAACCUACAUAAUAAAUUCUCAAAAACUGAGAAUGAAAAUACUGUUGAAAGUAAAGUACCCACAUAUUUUGAUUAUGAUAAUAAACAAAAUGAAAAGGAUGAUUGCGCUGACAAAUAUACAAGUAAUAAUGAUAUGCCUACUGUACACAAUGUAAAUGACAAAAAAAUUAAUAUAAACAAUAAUAUGGAUAAUGUAUAUUUUGAUAAGAAACACAGCUUUCAAUAUAAUAAUGAAAACAUAUCAAAAGAAAAUCGUCAAAAUACAUAUUCCAAAGAUUCAUACAAUUUAAUGUAUAACAAAUUCAAGAGAACCUCAAGUGCUGUUAAUAAUUCAUUUAGCAUUCCCCCCAAAUCUGACAGCAAUUUAUUCCAAUCUGAAACACGAAAAUCACUAUCCAAUUUUCGCGAAGCCUUAAAAAAGCAUGGAAUUUUAGGGUAG
This is a messenger RNA of Plasmodium berghei ANKA, 7872 nucleotides long. RefSeq names its product conserved Plasmodium protein, unknown function. NCBI's taxonomy places the organism in Eukaryota, Apicomplexa, Aconoidasida, Haemosporida, Plasmodiidae. The transcript has a single exon. Bases 1 to 7872 code for a protein of 2623 amino acids. The record is from RefSeq and is a predicted model, not a curated record.